Messenger RNA from Hippocampus comes (tiger tail seahorse), 7256 nucleotides. RefSeq names its product translocated promoter region b, nuclear basket protein (gene tprb). The record is from RefSeq and is a predicted model, not a curated record. Gene Ontology annotation, biological process: mRNA export from nucleus; protein import into nucleus; regulation of mitotic spindle assembly. The transcript has 51 exons. NCBI's taxonomy places the organism in Eukaryota, Metazoa, Chordata, Actinopteri, Syngnathiformes, Syngnathidae. Gene Ontology annotation, molecular function: structural constituent of nuclear pore. Gene Ontology annotation, cellular component: nuclear pore. Bases 36 to 7103 code for a protein of 2355 amino acids.
GCUCUGCGCCUGCGCCGCCUCUCACCCUCGGAAAAAUGGCGGCAUUCUUAUUGCAAGACUUGGAUGGUUCCGAGCUGUCUAAGUUGUCAAAAGGGACACUAAACAAACUCGAGAAGAUUAUAUCGGAUCAGCAUUACGAAAUCGAUACCCUCAAAGCCCAGCGGGAACAAUUCAGAGUUGACUGUGAACAACAUUUCUUUGACAAGGUGAAACAGCUGUCACAGUGUCAAGAAGACUUUCUGAGACAGACACAAGAACACAGUACACUGCAAGAGGAGUUGGAGAAAAUCGCGGAUGAGCUAAAAAGUGCCCGUGAGAAGAACCAUCAGUAUGAACUUGUUCAAGAGAAGUCAUUUUCAGAACAGACUAGGCUGUCAAACGCCAAGGAAGAACUGGAAACACAAAAGCUUGAACUUGUGCGGACACUUGAGAGGAGAAGCUUGGAAGUGGAGCAUUUAAAUGAUGACUUGAGGCAACUGAAUGAUAAGUUGGUGGAGGUCAGUGCCUCCAAAAUGUCUCAGCAGCUGAGGUUAGACGAACUUGAAGCAACGGGAGUCAACAUCAAAUACAAGGAGAAGCGUAUGGAACAAGAAAAAGAGCUCCUGGAUGGGCAAACAUCUUGGUUGAAUGCAGAGUUGAAGGCCAAGAGCGAAGAACUUAUGAACUUGUCCCGACAGAAGGGUAAAGAAAUCCUUGACCUGAAAUGCAGCCUGGAGAAUAAAAUAGAUGAGUUGAACAGGGUCCAGGAACAAGUGGCCAGUCUGAAAACAUUAAAUGAAAACCACCAAAAACAGAAUGACGACCUAAUCCACAAACUGAAAGAAGCAAAGGAGCAGCAGACCACUACAGAGGAAAAGUUCAGAAAUGAGCUGAAUGCCAACAUUAAGCUCUCCAAUUUAUACAAGGUAGCAGCAGCUGAUUCUGAGGCCAAGGGUGAAGAGCUGAGUCGAGCCAUAGAGGAGCUGCAUAAACUUCUGCAAGAGGCCGGGGAAGCUAACAAAGCUCUUGAGGAGAAUUUGCAAGUAGCCAAUGCUGCUUCGGAUCAGACCGUUGCAGAGCUGAAGGAGAGGAUCCAAGCGCUUGAGAAGGAAUUGGACAAUGCCAAUGAGCUCCUUUCCUAUUCAAAACUAAGAGGUCCAGUUGGCACAGCAUCUGUGCAUACUGAGGCGCAAAUGACAACGGUGUCACCAACAGCUGCUGCUGUGUCAAAGAUUAAACCUGAAAUGAAGCUCACUGAAUUAUAUACUGCAUAUGUAGAAAGCCAGGAGCAGUUGCAGUUGGAGCGCCUGGAGAACAAGCGUGUCAACAAGUAUCUCGAUGACAUAGUACAAGAAGUGGAGGCAAAGGCUCCCAUUUUGAAACGGCAGAGGGAUGAGCAUGAGCGCAUGCAGAAAUCUGUAGCCAGUCUUUCAGCCAAGCUGGAGCAAGCUGUAAAGGAGGUGCACCGCCUACAGAAUGAAGCUGAUGAAGCCAACAAGCGUUCCUCUGUUUUAGAAAGGGACAAUAAAAGAUUUGAAUUGCAGCUUGCAGACAUGGCUCAUCAGGUGCGCGUGCUCCUUAUUGAGCUCGAGGAGGCCCGAGGAAACCACGUGUUUAUUGAGGAGGAGUUGAGUUCUGCGGAUGUUAGCAGUACCUCAGAAGUGAUUAGUCAACACCUGGUGACCUUCCGAAGUGUGGAAGAGCUACAGAAGCAGAAUCAGCGUCUUCUGGCGGCCCUCAGGGAUCUUAGUGACGCCCAAGAGAAAGAGGAGUUGGAAGCCUCUGGUUACAAGCGAGUUGAAGUGGAGCAGAGUUUGGAGACUACCUUGGCUGAGGUGGAGUCUCUGAGGGAGCAACGCAGCCAACACGUAAAGAUGGCAGAGACCAUUAUGAGGCAAAGAGACAUGUACCGUGUGCUGUUGGCUCAGGCAACCGGAGUCAGCUUCCCUCAGCAAGGGACAUCAUCUGAGGAGCUCACACUUACGUCAACCCCUCGCCGUUCACCUGCAGCCACACCCACCACUGGGACACCCACUGCACUUGUAUCCAUGGCAACUGACACUGCUGAAGCAUUGGAGGCCAAGGCAGCCCUGCGACAGCUGCAGGAGGUGUUUUCCUCCUAUAAGAAAGAACGAUUGGAGAGUGACAAGGCACUGACCGAGCAGAAUGACAAACUCCUGCAACAGCUUUCAGAUCUUCGCUCCCAGAAUGCCAAGAUGGCAACACAGUUGGAGUUCACUUCCAAGAGGUAUGAAAUGUUGCAGGACAACGUUGAGGGCUACAGGAAAGAGGUUGCUUCCAUCAGAGAGAAGAAGCAGAAAUUGGCCUCUGCCUCGCAGAAACACGAGCAGACCAUCAACACAUUAUCUGAGGAUCUACGAGCUGCACAGGAAAAACUCACACUAGCAGAGGGUCUUUCUGAGGGUCUGCGUAAAGAGAGAGACAUGUUGAAACUGGUUGAGUCAAGGUUGACUCAAGAGAAGGAUAUGAUCGUGAGUCAACAACAGAGUCAGAACCUUUUGAUGACCAACCUUCAGGCUAUUCAGGCGACGCUUGAGCGUUCAGAUGUUGACACACGUCAGCGCCUUGACAGCCAGAUUGAGAAGCAAGAGCGAGAGAUCUCUCAGCUACAGAAGAGGUUGGAGCAUGAGGUGGAACAGCGGUAUUUGCUGAGCAGAAAUCAAGAAAUCCAAGUAAUGGAAGCAAAACGGCAAUUGGAGACACAAGUGGCUUUACACCAGAAGACUAAAGAGCUCCUGAAUGCUGCCGAGGUAGAACUCGACUCCCUCAGGGUGCAGCAAGGUAGCAUCGAACAACGUCACAUCCUGGGCUCCCCCUCCACACCCAAAACUAGAGGUUGGAACAAAGAAACAUGCUUGCAAGUUUCAAAUCAAGAGCGGGAAGAUCUUCAGGGUCGUUUGCUGCAGGCUGAAACACGGGCAGAGCAGCUGGCAGAGAGCCUUAAAGCAACCACUUCCAGUAUGGAACAGUACCGAGCCAUGGCUCAGAGUCUGGAGGAAUCCCUGGACAAAGAGAAACAGGUCACAGAGCAGGCUCGUGCCUCCAUUGAAACUCGUGUGAAGGAGGCUGAUGAGCAACACCGCAGGCUUGAGGAGAAGCUUCUGGAUGCCGAGAGAGAGAAACAGAAAAUGGAAGACCAAAAUAAGCAGGCUAUGGACUCCUUGAAUAAGCAGAUGGAUGAGCUCAAAAGGAAUCUGAGCAGCGCCCAGGCAGAACACCACAUGGCACUACAACGUUUGUCAGCUGCCGAAUCCCAGCAGCUGCAGGCUUUACAAGACACCCAAGAGCAGGCUAAACUGGCAGCUGAGGCACAAGACAAGUAUGAGCAGGAGAUGAUGCUGCAUGCUGCAGAUGUGAAGGCUAUGCAGGAUGCUAAGGUUCAGGCGCUGCAGGCAGUUGAGCUCAGGCAUCAGCUGGAGGAGAGAGCCCAACGAGCCAGUGCUGAGCUAAUGGAGGCCAGGAUCUCCUGGGGGGAGCAGGAAAACAUCCUUAAGGAGGAGAUGUCCAAGAUAGAAAGUCGCUUUGAAGAGUUGCAGAGGCAGAACGGUCUCUUGCAUGAACAGAUUCAAACAAUGAGUAGCAAGAUGGCUGAGAAUUUGCAGCGUGCUGCAAAUGAGAGUCCACUUAACACCUCCCUGACUGAAGAAGGCAAAUCUCAAGAACAAGUCCUUGAGAUUCUCAGGUUUGUGCGUCGUGAAAAGGAGAUUGCAGAGUCUCGUUUUGAGUUUGCUCAAGGGGAGAGUUUGCGUUACCGUUUAAGGGUUGAACACCUGGAACAGGAGCUAAAAGAGGUUCAGGACAGCUUGAGUGCUGCUCGACAGAGGAUGCAGGUAACGGCAAAGACCCUCGCCCAGCAUGAUGAGCUAAUGAAAAAGACAGAAACUAUGAGCAUCCUAAUGGAGACAAACAAGAUGCUGCGAGAGGAGAAGGAUAAAUUGGAGAAAGAGCUGCAGCAAACCCAAGCUAAGGUGCAAAAAUUGGAGUCAGAUGUUUUGCCACUGAAACAGACAAACACUGAACUGAGUGAGAAGAGUGGCAUGCUACAAAUGGAGAAAAAAAUACUGGACGAUGAAAUCAAGCGCUGGAAAGCUAGGACACAGCAUUUGGUGAGUCAGCAAAAAGAUUCUGAUCCAGAUGAGUACAAGCGUCUACAUUCAGAGAAGGAAGUACACCUCAAACGUAUUCAGCAGCUCAUUGAAGAGAACAACAGGAUCAAAGCAGAGGUUACGAGGACCAGCAAUCUUACAACAUCCCAGCAAAGCCAAAUUCAAAACUUGCUUGAUAAUUUGAGUAAGAUAACAGAUGAAAGAAACCUGCUCAAAGAAGAGGUCGUCGCAAAGAGACUUGAAAUUCAGGAGAAGGUAGAGACGAUUAGCCAGGUCAAAAAGCUUGGACGACGCUACAAGACUCAGUAUGAUGAUCUUAAAGUACAACAUGACAAGAUUGUAGCUGAGGCUGCAGGCCCAUCAAAAGAAGAAGAGGCUCGGCAAGCAUCAAUUCAGGAACUGCAGGGGCUUAGAGACUCUCUGAGCCAAGCUGACACAAAGAUUACAGACUUGGAGGGACAGCUGGAGAAUAUUAACAAGGUGGUUGCAGAGCGUGAAAUUGAGGUGCACAAUGCUCAGGAACAGUCAUCCAGGCUGCAGACAGAGCUGGCCAGGCUAAAGCAAGCGUUGCAGGAGAAAGAGGACACACUGAAACAGCAGAUGGCAGACAAGGUGGAAAAGACCAGGAAGGCUAUAGUUUUUGCCAAGCAAAGGAUCAGCCAGCUCACAGGCGCCAAAGACGAGCUGCAGAAAGAAAAGGAGGAGCUCAAGCAGCGAUUUGAGGAGCAAAAGCAGCUAAAUGAGGAGUUAGAGGUGCGUGUAAGUGCAAUAAAGUCUCAGUACGAGGGACGGUUUAAUCGACAGGAGAGAGAACUGAGAGAACUGCGAGGUCAGCAAGAGAGACAAGAGCAAAGAGAUGAGCCUGCUGAGGCAGGUCCAAGCAAGCCUCAGGAGCAGCAGAGAAGCACAGAACAGAGACAGAUCACUCUUAAGUCUACCCCAGCUGCAGAUAGGGGCAGCGCCAGUAGCUCUGAGCCACCAACUGCCAACAUAAAGCCAACACCUGUCGUCGCCACAGCCAGCAAGCAAGCCGUCAACCCUGGGAACAAACCCACUCCAAGGGCCAGCAUCAGGCCCAUGAUCACACCGGCCCCUGUGCCCACUCCAACCCCCACCGCUACUGUCAUGCCCACAACACAGGUCGAGACCCAGGAAACCAUGCAGACUACAGAGGGUCCGCCAGUGGAGCAUGUGACUGUGUAUGGGAGUGCCAGUGGUUCUGUGCGCUCGGCAAGUCCCAACAUCCAGACUACGUUAGCCGGCCCCAUGCUGACUGUCCAGCAAGCCCAAACACAGGCCACAGCCUUUGUUCAGCCAACUCAACAGCAGAGCGUUACCCAUGCAGAGCCAGUCAAUCAGGAGAUGCCACCUGUGAUAAUUGAGGCAACGCAGAGCUCGCAGGUGGAAUGGCCUUCAACAUCCUCCACCUCUGCUGUAUUUGGAACUGUUUCAGCAACACCAGGGUCUUCUUCCUCAUUGUCCAAAAGGCCUCGUGAAGAAGAUGAGAGUAGCAGCACUAUGGUCACAGAUAAUGAGGCCCCUCAAGAGGACACCUCCAGGGCUCCUAUUCCAAAAAAGCUGCGCAUUAUCCAAAGAGUGGGUCCAGAGGAGGAAUUGAUGGCUGAUGACAGUGCUGAGGCUGAGGGGGUGGUGCCGACAGACAGUCAGGAAGGUGUAGAAGCCAGUCAGACUGAAGAGCUUGCGGCACUGGAUGAAGAUGAGAGUGCAGCCUCUCAAUCUACCACCAUGCAUCAAGAAGUCGCUCUUUCACAGAGUGAAACUCCUGAGCAGCAGCUAGAAGUGAUCGUCAUAGUCACUGAUACGGAGAGUGAGGAAAACCCAGAAGAUGGGGAUGAAGAGGAGGAUGAGCAGGACUACGAUGAGGGCGAUGAGGAGGGAGAUGAGGAGGUGGAGGAAGAGGAGGAGGAAGAUGAUGGUGGCAUAGAAGACGGAGAGGAGAGUAACGACGGGAGUGGAGAAGGCAAUGAAGCCUACGAAGGAGAUGACACAGAGCGAGCUGACGCAACUGACCCAGGGACCGAGACAGAGGAGAGUUUGGGGGCGUCAGACUCCACCCAGAGGCCAGCAGAUUCCCAGACGGCCAGCUUUGAGGCCACAACAAUGGAGGCCUUUUCUACCGAACAGCCCAUCACAAGCUCGGGUAUACGGAUGCCCCAAUCACCAAGGAGACCAACACAUCCACUACCGCCGACUCAGAUGUCCCAGCGCAUCCCUGCUCGUCGCCAGUCGGUGGGCAGGGUCCCUCAGCUCUCUGGUGUCCCCAGCAGUGCUCAGCACCUCAUUGAUGAAGAGGACCGGAUGGUACCUAGCGCUCCGACAUUGGUAGUGCCACACCGCUCUGAUAGUUUUGACCAGGCUGUCCACAGUUCUCCCCAAGUGGCCGCAAGGACCUUCCGUUUUGGCCAAUCAGACGAAGUCCCACAGACCAGUUCAGAUCUCGGCCAACUUGCAGCCCAAGGAGGUCUUGGGAUGUUUGACAGCCCCUUGUUCCUCAUAUCUCAUGAAGAGGAAUCUGGUGGACGUAGUGUUCCCACUACACCAUUGCAAGUGGCGGCCCCAGUCUUCUCUGAGGUGAUUCUAUCAGAUGCCACAGAGCAGGCCUCUCAGUCGGUUCCCAUGGUGAGCACGUCCACUCCCGGCAUACUUGCGCCAGGCACAGCCAGUACAAGCGAGGAAAGAGACGACGUCUUCCUGGAGUCAGACCCUGAUAAUUCCAGGCCCAGUGCUGAGAGUUCAGUGGAUGCUGUGGUAUCUCAAGAUGAUUUGGUUGAGCCCAGUCAGCCUUCCGACACAGCCAGCUUACCUUCCACCAGCCAGGAGCCUUCAUCCAGCUCUGCAGAUACAAGCAGCGCUCCAACCAGGGCUGCGCCCAGCAGACAGCUGCAGCGUUGGCCAGGGAGCCGUGGUGGGCGCGCCAAGAGAGGAGGUCAAGCAUUUCCUUCAAGAGGAGUUCACGGCAGACGCAUCGCCAGAUGAAGCUCCCUACAUGGACAUCGUGACAGUCUCAACAAGUCACUCUUCUUCAACUUGAUCACUUGUUCGAAAGUUUUUUGCUUUUAUAAUUUUGAUGAGUCUAAGGUGGUUAUGUGCUUUCUGAAAAAUGUAAUUAAAAGUGUUGAACAAGUCCAA